Molecule: messenger RNA, 3766 nt
Organism: Lucilia cuprina (Australian sheep blowfly)
Lineage: Eukaryota; Metazoa; Arthropoda; Insecta; Diptera; Calliphoridae
Product: E3 ubiquitin-protein ligase ZNF598
Exons: 7
Coding region: 942-3620 (892 amino acids)
Biological process (GO): rescue of stalled cytosolic ribosome; protein ubiquitination
Molecular function (GO): ribosome binding; ubiquitin protein ligase activity
Source: RefSeq, a predicted model, not a curated record
UUGCUGACGAACUCAAAUUUUCUAUAAUAAAAUUUGCUGAAGAAGCCGGUUUGCAAAACACGUUGUGACGAUGCAAAGCAGUCGAAGGAAUUUUUGUGAAUAAAAAUCGUAAUGAUAAUAAUGAAGUUGCCGUUGCUGUCAUUCUAGUUAUUUCAAAUUUUGAUGUGUUUGACAAACAAAAAACAGGCAAAGAAAACACACUUAUCAACACUGUUUUCUAAUUUGUCAAACAGUAGAAAAGAGAAAAGCGAAAAACGGCUGUUGCCAAUGCCUCUUCUUUUUCGCAAAAUAAAUAACGAUAUGGCAGCAUUGUACUAGAUUUUUAAGAGCAUGAUAUCUCAAAACCCUAAUACGGUGGAUAAAUUUGGAUGCCAAAUGAAGGAAUUCUGAGGCCAUUUAUCUAUUGCUCAUGCUUCUUCUGCUUUAAAGAUCGAAAUUUUUAUGAAUAGCUAUUCGGCUUAACAUAUUAGUUAGUUAUUUUUGUUUCCCUAUGGGUUAAUCCAAUCAGCUGUCAACUUCUUGCAAAACCCAAUAUGGCAUCUUCACAUUGUUCGACAAAAAUAUUGAAGAAUUACGAUUAAAAAAAAUCACGACAUCCACGCUAAAAAGUGAAAUUUUGCCUUUUUCAAAAAUACAACAAAAGAAAAAAAGAAAAAACUUUUAAUUUUCUGACAAAAAAAACUACCAACUUUGGAUAAGUUUGUGGAAAAAGCCAAAUUUGUUUACACAAGUUUCGCCAGAUAAAAGAAACGUCAAAAAUUCAUUUUAUUGGCAGACACAUCGACAUUGGUUUUUUAUUGUUGUAAUAAAUUCACGUCAUAAUUUUUUGAAGACACGCACACGUUUGCCUAAGAGUAAAAAAAAAUUAAAACUGAAGAAUUAUCACAGAUUAGAUUUGGAAUUUGCAAUCAAGUAGUUAAUACAAUUGGAAGAAGUACACGAUGAACGCUGAGAAAAAAUACAACGACAAGGCCAUGGCCAACAACAACAAGCAGCAGGUUGAUGAUGCUGCUGCUCAAGGUGAUGGUCAGCAACAACAAGGAGAAUCGAAUAACAAUGUCACAGUUGAUGACAAUGCUUGUGUGGUUUGCUUCAAAAAUGUCGAUCUCUUUUCAGUGGGAGAGUGUGAUCAUCCAGUUUGUUAUGAAUGUUCAACACGUAUGAGAGUUUUAUGCCAACAAAACGAAUGUCCCAUAUGUCGUCAAGUGUUGUCCAAGGUAAUAUUUACCUACAAUAAAUUGUCCUAUCGAGAACUUGAAGCGAAAAAUCGUUCGGAAUACUAUAGUAAAAAGUAUAAGAUUGGUUUCUAUACCAGCGAAAUACAACAAAAAUUCUUUGAAUUACUUGAUCAUCCCUGUCCAAAAUGCAACUGUCCACCUUAUCGCACAUUUCAAGGUCUGCGUAAUCAUGUGCGCAAAGAGCAUGAUCUCUACUAUUGUGAUCUUUGUGUUGAAAAUUUGAAAAUUUUCACUUUUGAAAGACGCUGUUAUACUCAAGCUGAAUUGGGUCUGCAUCGUACAAAAGGUGAUCCCGACAAUCGUUCACAUCGUGGUCAUCCUUUGUGUGAAUAUUGUAAUAAACGUUAUUUGGAUCGUGAUGAGCUGUUUCGUCAUUUACGGCGUGAACAUUACUAUUGUCAUUUUUGCGAUGCUGAUGGCUGUAAUGAGUUCUAUCGUGAUUACAAUGCUUUGUCAGAGCAUUUCCGUCGCGAUCACUAUCUGUGUGAAGAGGGUCGUUGCGCGACCGAAGAAUUUACGGGAGCCUUUCGUACAGAGAUCGAUUAUAAAGCUCAUGUGGCUAAUGUUCAUGGUAAGGGCAUGAAUAAGCAGCAGGCAAAACAAACACGUACUUUGCAAUUGGAAAUAACGCUGGGACCGCGUGGUAGAUCAGGACAAACUGAGCAGGGUGUAGCAAAUAUGAGAACAAGAGGCAACAAUGAUGUUGAACCCGAAAUGGAAGAACCUUCAUAUUAUCAAACCCAAAAUACUAAUCAACAACGUCCCAAUAUAGAUCCUGGUAGUGAACAAGAAUUUCCCUCUUUAGCUGGCACUUCAACAGGUCCGAGUGUGUCUUUAACACGACCACCACCGCCUGCCAUACUUAAUCGCAGUCGUAUGUCCGGUUUGGCUCGUACAAAAGAAAACUUUCCGGCUUUAGGUGGCGCAGUCAGUAGUAUAGGUUCAAACAGUGGUAGCGCAAGUAGUGGUGGCGGAGGCGGCCGGGCUCCACCGCACAUAUCGAAUGUAUUAAGAAAACAACCUGCUAGCGCAACUGGUGCAAUACCACGCCAUAGCUUAUCCAGUAAUAUGCCUUCAACAAGUACAAACGGCAUGGUCAUACAUGUUUCAAAUCGACCCUCUACAUCGAAUGCAACGGCCUCUUCCAAUAAAAAAUCAAAUGCUAUGGAUUUCCCAGCUUUACCAAUGGGCAAAUCAAAAAAAUCUUUAGCAAAACAAGCCAUAUUGGAAGAGGAUAUGCCUUCAUCAGGUGUAAACUUGCCCAUGUCUUCGGUUCCUUCAAAGCAUCGUUCCUUAGUGGACGACUAUGUUUCUGUAGCAAAUCCUGCCAAUUUCCAAAAAAUCCAAAUGGUACAAAAGGAAGAGAUGGAAACAAAGGCACGCAAAGAAGCGGCCGCUAGAAAUGCUCCCAAGUUGACUAACCAAGAUUUUCCCUCUCUAGGCGGUGGUUCCUCAGCGGCCAAAUCCUCAGCCAGCAAUUCCUGGAUUAAGUCAACAAUGAGUGAUAAAAAACAAAAAGAUUUAGAAAAUCGCAAAAAUAAAAUAGCUCCUGCUCCUCUAUUGCCCAAAAACAAUAAUGCUGCUGGUGGUGCAGCGUCUGCUAAGCAAGCGAACAUUACGAAUAGUAACAAUCAAAACAAUGUGGCGAAUAAUAAACAAAAAUAUAAAAAACCCAAGGAGAAAAAGGAUAACAAUAAUAUGGAAACCAAAAACAAUGAAAAUAAAACAUCGAAAAAUAAUUUAACAAAUGGCAACAAUACACAACAAUCAUCAUCAUCAUCACCUUUACGUCCUCCACCAGGUUUUCAAAGUAACAACUCAUCAAUGAAACCACCACCGGGAUUUCAAACAACCAAUGUAACCGUUAAUUCGGUGGCCAAAUCGCCAAAUAAUUUAACAUUUACCAGUUCAUUGGGUGAGAGUUACAGCAUUUUGCCAGCUCAUUCAUAUACCGCACCAGCCGAUGCUUUAGCACGUAAUCAGAAACUAGUGGGAUUCUUUAAAGAUGCCUUAAAAACCCCCGAAGGUUUAGAAGAAUUCCGACAUAUAUCGCAAAAAUUUCGAGAGGGUGUCUAUAAGACAGAUGCCUACUAUGAACAUUGUCAAGCUGCCUUAAAGGAUAAAUUUGAUAAAGUUUUUCCUGAACUUUUGGUUUUACUACCAGAUAUAAGUAAACAACAGGCCCUAUAUUUGGUACAUCAACAGCGUUUAAAUAAUAUGUCACCCCAACAACGUAAAUCACUGCCAAAAUUGGAAGUUUGUUCAACUUGUAAACAGGUAUUGAUGCAAAAUGAUUUAGAUGCACAUCGAAAAAUGCAUGCUUUAACACAAAACUUUCCCAAACUGAAUGGUGGACAAAAAUCGACGACUACCUCUACCUAAGAAAACAAUUUGUAUUGUUAUUAACAGUUUUUAUAUAGUGUUAAAUCUACAGUGUGUGUGUGUUGUUGUAUAAUAAAUUGUUAGUUGACGAAUUGUUAGAUUUUUCAAAAUAAGUUUUUUUUGAAAUAAAAGAGCUUAAAAUUAUU